Messenger RNA from Zootoca vivipara (common lizard), 8520 nucleotides. The record is from RefSeq and is a predicted model, not a curated record. Lineage: Eukaryota; Metazoa; Chordata; Lepidosauria; Squamata; Lacertidae.
GCGGAGGGGUGGGAGGAAGUGGAGCCUCCAGGCAGAAACGAGAAAGUAGCCCGUAGCGGGGCAGGAAAGCAGGAAGCGCCGCUGGGCUGGUGGUUUUGCUCUCCGCGGGCACCGGCGAGGCAGCGUGCCACGUGCGCUUGGGAGAGGCGGGCGCGCGAGGAGCGCUCUGCGCUUGGAAGAAGUCGUGAGCGUAGCGCUGCGCCUCGGUUUCUCGGUCUCCCGCCGCUCUCGGGCCUCAGGGGCGGGGAGGACUGUUGCUGCCUCCGCCUCCGCUGCAGGGGAAGAGGGGAAGAGGAGGUUGCAUCCAGCAGUCUGGGUUCCCCGCCGCAGCUUCCCCCUUCCUGGCAGCCGGCCUCCCUGCCUUAGCUAUUGUUCUCCUGCAGCCACCUUUUAUUAUUAUCAUCAUCAUUAUUAUCAUCACCAUAGCGCGGCAUGCUGCCCAGAUCUUGCCUUCGGGCAGCCUGACGGAGCCGAGGUGUGUUGGCGAAGCUCGGAACUCUCCCCCAUAUCCGGGGCUGCUCUCUGGGAGGAAGAGAGGGAGAGCCCCGCUGUGGGCUGUUGCUGCGGUUGGUGCCACGACUGGAAGAAGAAGAGGAGCGAUGCGGCUGAGCGGCAGAGCGGCGCGCCGGUGACCGCGGGGCUGGAGGGGCUGGGGGCGCCUCUCCGCUCGCCGCAGCGUCCCCACUGACCCCUAGGCUUGGGGACCCGUGCAGAGGGGCUAAGUGCGUGUGCCAGUAGGCUCUAAGAAACCAGGACUACCCCACUAUCACCCCACUGCCCCCCUCUCUCCAAGGCGCUGCGGCAGUCCAGCUAUGUUUCGCAGUCAGAUCAAUCGCUUCUUGGUCCCCAGGCUGGGCGGUUGCUGCAGCAACACUUCUCGAUGCCAAAUGGGAUUUUGAGGACCCUUUAUCCCGGUGAGAGGAUCCUCUCCUCCGCUCGCCCCCGUUCCCCAAAUUCAAGAUCCUCUACAUGGAGCAGAAACCAGCCGCCUCUCAUGUGCAGCCCCAGUGGUCAAAGCAUAUUCAUGUACCGCUUCUCGGGGACGAGAAACGUGUUGGGACACGAACUGUCAUUGUUGGCCACCAUCCGCUUCCCACGCCAGAGGCUUACAUUCCGCAGAAGUUCUGCUCUAACCAAAUAGUCUCUUCCAAGUACACAGUCUGGAAUUUUCUUCCAAAGAAUCUCUUUGAACAGUUCCGAAGAAUUGCCAACUUUUACUUCCUUAUCAUUUUCCUUGUACAGGUCAUAGUGGACACACCAACCAGCCCCGUCACGAGUGGACUUCCUCUAUUCUUUGUUAUUACCAUUACAGCUAUUAAACAGGGCUAUGAGGAUUGGCUGCGGCACAGGGCUGACAAAGAAGUAAACAAAAGCACCGUCCUGGUAAUCGAGAAUGCAAAGCAAGUGAAGAAGGAGUGCGAAGGAAUCAAGGUUGGCGACAUAGUAGAGGUAACGUCAGAUGAAACCUUCCCAUGCGACCUGAUCUUCCUCGCAUCAACUCACAAGGAUGGGUGUUGUCAUGUCACUACAGCUAGUUUGGAUGGAGAAUCAAAUGUCAAGACUCACUACACUGUGCAGGAUACUGCCAAACUCCAUACAUGCCAAGCCAUAAAUUGCCUUGCUGCUAUAAUAGAAUGUGAACAGCCUCAGCCAGACCUCUACAGGUUUGUGGGCCGAAUUACCAUCUACCAGGACGGUCAAGAGCCAGUAGCCAGGCCACUGGGUCCCGAGAACCUGUUGCUGAAGGGAGCGACAUUAAAAAACACCCCUAAGAUCUAUGGAGUCGCAGUCUAUACUGGAAUGGAAACCAAAAUGGCUUUGAACUACCAAGGAAAAUCCCAGAAACGAUCUGCAGUUGAAAAAUCGAUCAACAUGUUCUUGAUUGUUUAUUUAUGCAUUCUUGUGGGCAAGGCUAUAACAUGCACAACUCUGAAGUACAUCUGGCAAAGCGUUCCAUUUCACGAUGAGCCUUGGUACAACCAGAAAACCCAAAAGGACAAAGAAGCCUUCAAGCUCUUAAAAAUGUUCACCGAUUUCCUGUCCUUCAUGGUUCUCUUCAAUUUCAUCAUCCCUGUCUCCAUGUACGUGACAGUUGAGAUGCAGAAAUUCCUGGGCUCCUUCUUCAUUUCAUGGGACAAAGAGAUGUAUGAUGUGAGCUGCAACGAAGGAGCCUUAGUGAACACCUCUGACCUCAAUGAAGAGCUGGGCCAGGUUGAAUAUGUGUUUUCUGAUAAAACGGGGACUUUAACAGAAAACACAAUGGAGUUUAUUGAGUGCAGCAUCGACGGCCACAAGUACGGAGAUUCCAUUACAGAGGUUGAUGGAUUGAAGGGUCAUGGGAAAGCAGAGAAGAACCGCGAAGAGCUGUUCCUUCGUGCUUUGUGUCUCUGCCACACAGUUCAGGUCCAGCAGAAAGACGAAAUGGAUUCACAGGGUUUGCUGACAGGCAGCACAAGCGAGUAUGUUGCCGCAUCCCCAGACGAGAUUGCUUUGCUGCAAGGAGCUCAAAAGUAUGGUUUCACUUUUCUAGGACAAGAAAAUAACUUCAUGAAUGUACAGAACCGAAAAAAGGAAAUCGAAAGGUAUGAAUUGCUGAAUGUUCUGGAUUUUGAUUGUGUCCGUCGCCGAAUGAGUGUUCUCGUGAAAUCGCACAAUGGAAGCAUAUACCUGUUCUGCAAGGGAGCAGACUCUGCAAUUUUCCCCAGGGUCCCAGAAGCUGACGUCCAAAAAACAAGGAUACAUGUAGAACGCAAUGCAUUGGAUGGGUAUCGAACUCUCUGCGUGGCCUACAAAGAACUAUCUCACCAUGAUUACCAAAUAAUUGAUACCCGGGUUAAGGAAGCCACGAUGGCACUACAGGACCGGGAAGCAAAGAUGGCCCAGGUUUUUGACGAUAUUGAGAGGAACAUGCAUUUGAUUGGGUCCACUGCUGUGGAAGACAAGCUCCAGGACUUUGCUGCUGAAACCAUUGAGGCCAUGCACACCGCGGGCAUGAAGAUCUGGGUGCUGACAGGGGACAAGCUGGAGACGGCUCAGGCCACCUGCUAUGCCUGCAAGCUCUUCCAGACCAACACGGAGUUGCUGCACCUGACGGCCAAAGUCAUGGAAGGGGAAGGCCGGAAGGAGGACCGGCUGCACGAGCUGCUCAUGGAUUAUCACAAGAAGCUGGUGAGCGACGUGCCCCCAAGUGCAAAGAGAAGCUGGACACUAAGUCACGAGUAUGGACUGGUUAUUGACGGUGCCACCCUGGCCCUGAUACUGAACCCUUCCCAAGAUUCACGUUCCAGCCACUACAAAAGCAUCUUCCUCCAGAUCUGCCUGAAGUGUACAGCAGUCUUAUGUUGUCGGAUGGCUCCCUUGCAGAAAGCGCAGAUUGUUCGGAUGGUUAAGUGUUCGAAGGGCAGCCCAAUAACCCUGGCGGUGGGAGAUGGGGCCAAUGAUGUCAGCAUGAUCUUGGAAGCUCAUGUGGGCAUAGGUAUCAAAGGUAAAGAGGGCCGCCAAGCAUGCCGGAACAGUGACUAUGCCAUCCCAAAGUUUAAAGACUUGAAAAAAUUGCUGUUGGCUCAUGGGCAUUUGUACUACGUGAGAAUCUCACACCUUGUACAGUAUUUCUUCUACAAGAAUCUUUGCUUCAUUUUCCCACAAUUUUUGUACCAGUUCUUCUGUGGCUUUUCACAACAGCCUCUCUACGAUGCCGCUUACCUUACCAUGUUCAACAUCUGCUUUACAUCUAUGCCAAUCGUGGCCUACAGUCUGCUGGAGCAACACGUCCCUAUUGACACGCUGAUGGCCUUCCCAAAACUAUACCUGAACGUUUCCGACAAUGCCAUGUUGCAGUUGAAACCUUUCUUAUACUGGACCUUCCUGGGCCUUUUUGAUGGCUGUGUGUUUUUCUUUGGGACUUACUUUUUUUUCAUGAACUCUUCUAUAGAGAACAAUGGAAAGAUGUCUGGGAACUGGAGUUUUGGAACAAUGAUUUUUACUGUGUUGGUGUUCACCGUCACUCUAAAGCUGGCAUUAGACACUCGGUUCUGGACGUGGGUUACCCACUUUGUCAUUUGGGGUUCUUUGGUCUUCUAUGUGUUUUUCUCAUUCUUCUGGGGAGGAAUCAUUUGGCCUUUCUUGAAGCAACAAAGAAUGUAUCAUGUCUUUGCCCAGCUGCUGACUUCCGUCUCAGCCUGGCUGGCAAUAUUUUGCCUGAUCUUACUUGCCCUUCUCCCCGAGGUCCUUGUCCAACUCUUUAAAAGCAUGAAGAGAAAACGCCACCAGGUAACGAGGCGCCUUCCUUCCUCGGGAACGUCUACUAUCUUCGUGCUCUCUCAAACUUCCAGCAAUCACAGCUUCUCUGAAUGAAUAAGGUGAUCUUUCUUCUCUAAUAAUUGGAAGCCCUUGAGCCACUUAGCUGCUUUACUUUCUCUCUACACAUAUAACCUCCUUGAUAAUGUGUGUGUGCGUGCGUGUCUUGCCUUUGCUUUUUGCCUUUGCCUUGUAUUUCUGCUUUUCACUGUGCAUUGCUUCCUCUUGUCGUUCCAUCUCUCCCCUUCUCCAAAGGCACCCCACUCUCCCACCUCCCCAAUAGCCCAGCUGUCUUUGUGCCUGACAAGACUCUGAAGCUGACUGCUUGGAGAUAGAAGCCAAAUGUGACAGAAACAAAUAUACCAUGAAAUCCCCUGAAACGAGAGGUAAUCAGACAAAAUAAAAAUAAUUAAGGAGCUAAGGAUAUCAGAAAACUAAUAGUAACGACUGAUGAAAAGAAAUAAUUAACGAAAAUAAUCAGAGCCUUAACAGGAUGCCGGCUACAACCUUGUUUCACUGUGAUUAACAGUUUCCUCAGAAGGAAAUUGAAAGCAAUGUAUUUUCAAUAAACAUCAUUCAAAAAUAAAGAAUAAGAAAACAGUCUUUGCCAAACAUUAGGUCAUGGAGCUCUCGCAAUCCAGACUUUGAGUUUUUCAGAAAGCUAUAUAUAGCUUAAUUUGAACCCCUUUUUGCCUGCGUCUUAGGCCUAGAAUAUGCAAAACCAGUGCUUCCUUAUUCCUUAUUUAUUUAUUCCUUAGUUCCUUAAAUAUUUUUAUCUUAUCCGAUCACCUCUCGUUUCAGGGAAUUUCACGGUAUUUUUGUUUCUGUCACAUUUGGCUUCUGUUUACGUAUGUUGCCGUGACUGCCUUUUCUGCUACUGACUGCUUGGAGAUAGCAGCCGCCAGCAUUGACCAGCUUGUGUGAUUGAACCAUCCAUGGAAGAGCCAGUGGUGGUGUAAUGGUUAGGGUAUUAGACUUGCAUUCAAUCCCCCCCCCAGCCAGGAAGCUCACUGGAUGACCUUGGGCCGGUAAUCAGUAUCACCAACUUCAUAAUCGACAUCAAUUUUAUUUCCCCUGACGGGACUCAAGGCACUUUACACAUAAAGUCACCACCUAUCAGCCUAGCAGUUGCUGACCAUAGUGCUGAUCAUGUCAAGUUUGCAGGUUUGAUCCCUGUAUGUGCCAGCUGCAUAUUCCUGCAUUGCAGGGGGUUGGACUAGAUGAUACCUCAGGGUCCCUUCCAACUCCACAAUUCUACGGUUUUACAUUGCAGGGUUGGUGGGUUGAGGAUAGCGUGGAGAUAACAGAGGCAAAUGUGUCCCCUUGAGCUCCUUGGAGGAAAUACAAAAACUAAAGUAAAUACCAUAGAUAGGACCAUUACCCCUGCCUGACCAUUACCCCUGCCUGUCCGGUGUUUUCUCCUUCUCCCUACCUCCACCCUCCCUCUUCGGUGGAGUCGGAUCACCCUGGUAGGCUUCCAGGUGGCCCUUUCAACUCUGGGGCGGAAGAUAAUGUGAAGGUACCAUUUCAGAUUGAAGGUGGGGAAACACUUUUUUUUUUAAAAAAGAACAAUUUGCAUUACUGUAGUUUGUUGUUGGCAUGGGUCUGUCUCAAGAGACAGUGGAGCGCACCUCCGGCGUGUGUGUGUGAAGUCAGACCACUGCAGAAGCACAGCGUCUGCCAGUAACCCAUAACUGCUGCCUCCCAUGUUGUUUCUGCUGCACUAGCAUCACCAGAGUUACCUCCCUGAGGUGCAAGCCUGAGCAGUGUGCAUGGAGGCCCUGGGCUGCCCAAGCAACAAGACCCGCCUCCCUCUCAGCCUCCCUGAUGUGGUCCAGAGAAAAAGCAGAGCAAGACAUUUGGCACCAGCUUGGCUGCAGAAGUUGCCAGAAGGAGGUGUACAAGGUGCCAUCCGACCAUCUUAGGGUCUUCACUCUGGAUUUGUGUAGGGCUUACUCCUUAGCUUUUUCUUCUCCCAAAGAUAUCCCACAAGGCAGCAGAGGUUUAGGAUCAAGAGUUUUCCUUCUCAGAUUGAUGAGUUAGUCCCUAUCUCACAUCAGCUGCCCUCGCCUGGUUUUGCUGGCCAGUCGAAGUCAUUCCCAGUGUGUGGACACUGUCAUGUGCUGACAACUUCUAGGAACCCAAAAUAUUAUUAUUAUUAUUAUUAUUAUUAUUAUUAUUAUUAUUAUUAUUAUUUUAUUUGUACUCCACCCUCCCUGGCCACAGCCAGGCUCAGGGCAGCUAACAUGAAACUAAGACAGUAUACAAAGAACAUAAGAACAUAAAAACAGGCAAUCAGUUAGUUAAAAUACAUCUUAAAAUUAGUUCAGAGCAAAUUAAAAUCUGGACAGAUGGAAUUCCAUGAGUAAAAUUGAGCAGAGAGGGGAUGAACUACCCCGGAAGGAGCUUGACAUGUUCCCCCACCAGAGGUACAACCCCUCCCCUAACCCCCCAUUUACUUUAGUGCUGUUAGCUUAAUUCCUAGACUGCCCUUCAUCUGAUGAUUGCAGGGCUGGAUUGCGCAGUAUUCAAAAUCCUAACAAAAAUAAAUGUAUGUAAGCUAUUAAAAUGCCACCCAUAGCUCCAUAACACAGUUCCAUACAGGGAACCAGGCAGGGGGCCCCUCUCAGUAGUGGUGCCCGCCCUGUGGAAUGCCCUCCCAUCAGAUGUCAAGGAAAUAAACAACUAUCUGACUUUUAGAAGACAUCUGAAGGCAGCCCUGUUUCAGGAAGUUUUUAAUGUUUGAAGUUUUAUUCUAUUUUUAGUGUUCUGUUGGUAGCCACCCAGAUGGGCAGGGUAUAAAUAAUAAAAUUAUUAUUAUUACUAUUAUUAUUAUUAUUACUACUACUACUACUCAGUUUUGUUAAAGGCUGGUCAGGAAGCUGCAAGAUAAUUGAAAAUGCAGCCGCUAAGCCACUUACUGGGGCAGCCUAUCAGUCAUGUAUUGCAACACUCUUAAAGGAAUUGACACUGAUUGUAGAUAAGCUACUGGGCCAGGUGUUGGCCUAUAAUGUCUUAGUUUAUGUACCACUUCAGGUAUCAUUGCUGUUCAUCAGGUGUGGAGGGACCUUCAGCUCAUGGGCUAGACUUGGGUCACCAGGCCUCCCCAUUUGGCCUAUGAGACAGUUUCCCCCUAAACCACACUUGUGUCAGAUGUUGGGCUGGUAAAGACGCAGCUUCAUAAAGCAGGGAAAAAAAAUUCCUGCAUGUCUGCUGAAGUUUCAUUUCAGGUGAGCUAAUGAAUGCCUGCUGGGAACUGGCUGGCUCAGCCAAGCCCUGCACAGAGCAGGACUGAACACACAGGGAGUUCAAACCUGCUUGAGCAACAUCUCCCCCACCCCUUUGACAGUUGGGUGGUCCCACCUGUCAAAGUUACCCCAACAGGGUGCGGAAGAUGAAUACCUAGCCCCCUGGGCAAAAAAGGGGAUGGAGGUCUCCACCAUCACAAUUACUUGGUUGGGCCUUCUUGUCAUGCCGAAGCCUAUGGGAAUAUAGCCAGCGGUUGCUAGAGGGAGGGCCUUUUCUGUGGUGGCCCCUGUACGGUGGGACAGCUUUUCCCCUAAGCUUAGGCUAGUGCUCGCAUUAAUGAUGCUUCGGCACCUUUUCAAAAUGCACUUAAGACAGGAGCAAAGUGCAAUAUAUAGACAUGAACCUUUUUGCUGAGCUGGAAUGGGCAGCCGCAAGACUCUGCAGCAGUAAAACUUCCAACACAUUAGCAAAGCUAAGCAGGGUCCGGUAUGGUUUCAAAUUGGAUUGCAGGGGGUUGAGCUAGAUGGCUAUCAGGGUCCCUUCCACCUCUAUGAUUCUAUAGGUGGCUGGUGGCCUAUACAUUUUACGAGGCCUGGCCAAUCCAGAGGCUUCAUACCUCCGGGUGAUAAUGGGGGCCAGUGUUGCACCCUGCCAUUCCCUCCUAUCCAUCAAGGAUAGGACACAGAGACUCCUGGUUAAUUUACCAGGCAGGUCCUGCAGAAGAUGGAGCUCAGAAUCAGGCCUCUCAGGUGGGGGGUAGCAGGUAGUCGUUAUUGAAGGCAUGUAAGCUGUUUCUUCCCCACACUCUGAUUGGAGCAGAAAGCCAAUAGGGUGGGACUUUCUUUCUCUGUUUGCUGCAUUGGGUGGAGUUGUGAAAAUGAACAGUGUGCAUCUCAGUUGAUAUCUGGGAAGGAGAUCCCUUCCCCCUCCACAAACUGGCCACUUUUCUCACAGUGAGUUGUGUGCUGUCUCCCC